Aspergillus wentii DTO 134E9 is the source of this 1206-nucleotide messenger RNA. RefSeq lists its product as uncharacterized. The coding region runs from base 1 to 1206 and encodes 401 amino acids. NCBI's taxonomy places the organism in Eukaryota, Fungi, Ascomycota, Eurotiomycetes, Eurotiales, Aspergillaceae. The transcript has 6 exons. The record is from RefSeq and is a predicted model, not a curated record.
AUGGCAUCGCUGCCUUUUCCCUUGGAGAGACUCGUAUCAAGAGAUUCUGCCCCCACAGCAGAUGCUACACUCCCAGAUGACUCCAGAGCACCUCGCACACUGGCAGUGGUGGGAUCACUAACUGGGUUCGCCGGACUGGUUGUUAUACUGCGAGUCUAUGCGCGGGGGAGGAUUUUGAAGCGUUGUGGUAUGGAUGAUUAUAUUACCUCUUUUGCUUUGGCCUGCGCAUUUGGGGUAUUUGGAUGCUUCAUCGGCGAAUCGCAACACGGUCUAGGCAGGUAUACUAAGUACAUCAGCCAUGAUGACCAGGAAAUACUGCGGAAAUAUACAUUCUACCACUCGAUUAUCGUGAUGAUAGGAAUUAGCGCGGUGAAGAUUUCGCUGGGAUUUUUCCUUCUCCGAGUUGCUGCUCAAAGUACAUUUCGGAGGUUUAUCAUUGGGGCCAUUGUAUUUCUCGUCGCCUUUACGAUUGCCUGUGCUGGCACGCUGAUAUUCCAAUGUGUCCCUGUUGCUGGGGCGUGGGAUAUGGAGGUGAGGAAGACGGCCAAGUGUUUCUCUUUGCCUACUUUUACGGCUAUUGGGAUAUUUAAUAGUAGUAUCAAUAUCGUCACGGAUGUCAUAUUCGCCACGCUUCCUAUUCCGAUGUUCUAUACUAUUCAAGUAAAUAAGAGGACCAAGGCUUCUCUGAUGGCUAUUUUGAGUUUGGGGUAUUUUGCAUGUGCUGCUGCGAUUGUCAAACUCGUCGCUCAGAUGAAUGUGAUGAAGAUAACUGAUCAAUAUCGGUAUGUUCUACCUAUACUAUACUAUACUUCAGGAUUAACACAUCGCAGAGACAGUACAUUUACAACAUGGAAUGCUGUGGAACUCAACGUCGGUAUCCUAGCUGCCUCUCUUCCAACCAUCAGACCACUCGUCAAAUCCCUCCUCGGCGCAACACGAAGUCUCACUAGCGGCACACGAAGCAGAAAACGCACCCGGACCGGAUACUACUCUCACCACGGAUCUAUCUUCGCCAUGCGAUCACUACAUGAUAACCAAGAUUCGAGGAAUUAUAUACAAACUAGUGCCAUACGGGCUAGUAGUGAUGGGGGUGAAGAUUUUGCGGAGAGGAAGAGUGGGGAUGUUAUUAUGAGGAAAACGGAGGUGGUUAUUCAUCGCGAUAGUCCGAGAUUAGGUCCUAGGAGGGAUGCAGAUACUAUAUUAUAA